AUGUCUCAAGUCUGGAUGGGCGUUUCUGACAUCUUGAAUGAGGACACAUUUCUGAAACUCACCAAUGCCAAAAAGAUCAAGUAUACCAACUGGGAUCAACGUGAACCAAACAAUGCUUCCAAGAGAGAGCACUGUGUUGAAUGGGGGGAUAGUGGCAAAUGGAAUGACGCCAUCUGCGAGAAGAAGAAUUUCUUCAUUUGUGAGCAUGAUAUUUGGCACUUUCUGGGAACCACCAGGGAAAAGUUCAAACAAGAGCAUGGAGAUCUUACACCACGUGUACAACAGAAAAUCGCUGGUCAGAUGAUUCGGGAACUCGAUUGGUUUAAAAACCUUUUCGAACAAAAAGCGAGUUUAUUGGAACUUGAGAUGUCUAACGCCCAGAUGGAAAAACGGUCAGGGAUGGAAAAUGUUGGCGAAGUGGCAAAAAAAGAUUUAAAAGUGCUGAAAGAGAGUCUCAACAUUUGUGGAGGAAUACGAAAUCCAGACGACUUUCGACAGCCAUCCUACGUACAAGAAUGCCUGGCAGACAUACACCAAAAUGACGAUAAAGAUCACAAGAAACUGAAAUUCAUCAGAUGCGCAACACUUAUCUUUAGGAAGACACUUGAAAACAUUUGGAAACUCCGUUUGGAUUCUCUUGAAAGUUUCAUCGCAAUAUUUGAGGAGUACAAUAGAGGAACUAUUUCGUUCAUUGAGCUUCACCUCCAGUACGUCAGAGAUACUGGAGAAAAAUAUAUGAAGCGGGCAAUGGAGUUGGCUGACGUGAAAGGAGUGUUGGAAGAUCUUCUGACCAAUGCAAAUCUGGAGAAAUAAAACAUGGUUGAAUACCACCCUCAUGUAUUGUCCGAUGUUUAGGAAAUAAUCUUUUGUUAUGCACGUGUGGACGAUUCCACUCGCUUUUCAGUUAUAACUAUACUACUGCACAAUUGACCCACAUACCUAACAUGCUUUCUCAACCUCUGUAUGAUAUAAUGCAUAUGUCCUUAGAAAAAAUUUACUCUAGAGAUCCAGUUGAAUGUUUUCAAACUCGUAUAAAACGUGGUACAUGAAAAGACGUGAACUCAUGAAGUCUUGCUUCACUGUGUUUGCCCUUGUCGUUAUUGAUGUUAGAUAUGCAUCCAUCAUCCUCACUUUCUCUUGUUCACUUUUCUUAUUGUUCUUCAUCAUUUAAAUACAUUAGCGUUCGCUUCAUCAGAGAACCAACCUGGAAGAGACGGUUUUUCAGUUUCCAAUUGGAAAUAUUUUCGACUACUUAUUCUUUACUGAAACUCGUACAUGUUAGACUUAAUAGGUUAAGAACUAGUUAAUUAUCUACCCUCUGCCCAGUUAAUUCACUUUAAAUAGACAAUAUAUAUGUCAUACUUCAACACACCUAUAGUGUA
Ostrea edulis (European flat oyster) is the source of this 1382-nucleotide messenger RNA. RefSeq lists its product as uncharacterized. Bases 1 to 813 code for a protein of 270 amino acids. The record is from RefSeq and is a predicted model, not a curated record. Gene Ontology annotation, molecular function: signaling receptor activity. The transcript has 9 exons. NCBI's taxonomy places the organism in Eukaryota, Metazoa, Mollusca, Bivalvia, Ostreida, Ostreidae.